UGUUAAUUUUUAGUUGAUUUUAAUAAUUAUCUUAGUCAUACAGAUGCUCAAGUGGGACAUUCUCCCCAACAUGAUACCUUCUAUUAUAAUUCCCAAUUACAUGGCCAAGAAUCUAGUAUGGUAAACAGCCCUCAAAAGGAACAGAAUUACCAUGGUCCCGACUCGGGUAUUAUGGCUGGUUCUAAGACAUAUUUCACGUACGAAGAGUUGAUGGAAAUGACCAACGGAUUCGCUCGUCAGAACAUUAUUGGUGAGGGUGGGUUCGGUUGCGUUUUCAAGGGUUGGAUGGCAGAUGGGAGAGUUGUGGCCGUUAAGCAAUUGAAGGCAGGUAGUGGGCAAGGGGAGCGAGAAUUUCGAGCUGAAGUUGAGAUUAUUAGUCGCGUUCAUCAUAGACAUUUGGUCUCUUUGGUUGGAUAUUCUAUGGCUGAAAAAAAAAGAUUGCUAAUCUAUGAAUUUGUUCCAAAUAACACUCUUGAGCAUCAUUUACAUGGUAAGAAUCAAUUGUCGUUGCUUGAAUGGGACAAAAGAGUCAAGAUUGCUUUAGGAGCAGCAAAGGUUUGGCAUAUCUACAUGAAGAUUGUAUGUCAUCCAAAAAUCAUUCACAGAGACAUUAAGUCGGCAAACAUUUUAUUGGAGGACAAUUUUGAAGCAAAGGUUGCAGAUUUUGGGCUUGCCAGACUUAACGACACUAGUCAAACGCAUGUUUCAACUCGAGUGAUGGGGACAUUUGGGUACCUGGCACCAGAGUAUGCUUCAAGUGGGAAGCUAACGGAUAGAUCAGACGUUUACUCAUUUGGUGUGGUGCUUCUAGAGCUUAUUACAGGGAGAAAACCAAUUGAUCCAACUCGACCUUUGGGAGACGAAAGUUUGGUCGAAUGGGCACGACCGCUCCUUAUACAAGCCCUUGAGAGUGGUGAUUUUGGUGAACUAAUAGAUCCACGGCUUAAAAAACAUUAUGUAAAGAGUGAGAUGGUUAGGAUGGUCGAGGCAGCUGCAGCUUGCGUUCGGCAUUCUUCUUCAAAGCGGCCUCGCAUGGCACUGGUGGUAAGAGCUUUGGACUUCGAGGGGGAUCCCGAUCUCUCAAAUGGGGUGAAAUACGGUGACAGCAUAGCAUAUGAUUCAGGCAAGUAUAGUGAAGAAAUUGCCGAGUUCAGAAGGAUGGGACUUAGUAGUACUGAGAACAGCUCCGAAAUUGACAUGUAUAGUAGUGAGUACAAUUCGAAGGAAAUGGAACGUGGACAGUCUGACUUUUGGAAGUCCCAAAACAGCUCGGGUGACUACACUAGUGGGGAGUUAGAAACUCGAGCCUUAAAAACUAGAUAGUGGGGAGUACACAGGAGGAAGUGCCUCUAAGAACUACACUAGUGUUGCCUUCAGAUGAAUCUUAAUUAAUUAUUCCCACAUCUAAAUCCUACUUUGUUUACUUCCCCUUAUGGAAUAUCGAUGUGGGAAAAGCUUGUAAAGCUUAAUAAUAUAGGUACAACUAACUUCACAUGCUUUCAGAAUUGCAUUUUACUCCAUUUAUUUAAUAAAUAAAUAAAUUAGUUUUUAACUCA
Gossypium arboreum is the source of this 1556-nucleotide messenger RNA. Its product is annotated as proline-rich receptor-like protein kinase PERK12. NCBI's taxonomy places the organism in Eukaryota, Viridiplantae, Streptophyta, Magnoliopsida, Malvales, Malvaceae. Gene Ontology annotation, molecular function: ATP binding; protein kinase activity. Gene Ontology annotation, biological process: protein phosphorylation. The record is from RefSeq and is a predicted model, not a curated record.